This is a messenger RNA of Plasmodium inui San Antonio 1, 318 nucleotides long. RefSeq lists its product as hypothetical. NCBI's taxonomy places the organism in Eukaryota, Apicomplexa, Aconoidasida, Haemosporida, Plasmodiidae. The transcript is spliced from 2 exons. The record is from RefSeq and is a predicted model, not a curated record. The coding region runs from base 1 to 318 and encodes 105 amino acids.
AUGACUAUGACAGCUGGGAAGUGUUCCAAGCACAUUAAGAAGUUUUUCACAAAUGGGUUGAAGAAAAAUGUUCUUCCCUACUUCCUGCACUGCAAGAAUAAACCCUUCCUCAUGAACUCCAAAUAUGUGCAGAAGUACUCUCUCGAGUUUGUCCCCAAAAGUGUUAUUAACAGGUCAGCUCGGAAGAGGGAGAGGCAGACAGGGGGCAGACAGAGCGAAGAUGAAAGGACCCGCUGCACCAUCUUGGCACUUUUCACAACAACACAUACAUCCAAGACAAACGGAGGAUCAAAAAAGACGGGGAGUGAACAAUUAUGA